Messenger RNA from Lottia gigantea (owl limpet), 585 nucleotides. RefSeq lists its product as hypothetical. The transcript is spliced from 3 exons. The coding region runs from base 1 to 585 and encodes 194 amino acids. The record is from RefSeq and is a predicted model, not a curated record. Lineage: Eukaryota; Metazoa; Mollusca; Gastropoda; Lottiidae.
AUGGAAGAAAGGGAAAUAAUUCAUUGGGGAGUCCAGUGUAAUCGAGCUGUUAGAAUUUUAUUUCCUGAUAUGAUAAUGAGAAGCAGUAAAUUUCUAGACAAUGAUAAAGAUGAUUAUUUACCUGUUAGUUUCCGCGAUGAAGAUAUCAAACACUCACCUUACACCAUCAAUAAUCCAUUGUUAAGUUAUAAUCCAAUUGCCGCUCAACACAACGAAUUAGCACUGCAGUAUCAAUCACAACUGUUCAAUAUGUGGCGCUUCAUGUCUCCCUUUCAUCCUUAUCCGUUACAACCUGGUCUUGGUAUGAUGAACUUGGACAACAAGUCAACAUUACCUAAAGCUUCUAUAUGUUCACCUCCUACACUCAACAACCAUGAUGUAGAAUCACCACGUGAUGGAUACGAGUCUCCUGUACUGAGCGUUGGAAGCAAGAGUGACCUUGACACCUAUAUGGGAGGUAACUCUAAGUCACCUAUAGCGGUAGAAGAGACUGGACAAAACGCGACUAAUUGUAGCAUUGAGGAGAGAAAGGAUAGAGAAGUGAAUAUUUUGUCAGUCAGUCCUUUACCAGUUGUUUCAUCUUAA